GGGCGCGCGCCGGCCUUUCUGUGACGGGAGCGCGCGCGCUCACUCACACGCACACACCCGCCGCGCGGCCAGGCCCCCGGCCAGCCUCUGCUCCCCCCUCUCUCCUUCCGUCUCCGUUUUUCCGGUAAAACUCUCCGUUCUCUCCGGUCCCGUCCCGGCAGACCGGCCCCCCUCCCUCCCCCCCGACGGACCGUCCGGACUCUCCACCGGAUCACCGAGUUCCAGCGUCCCGCCGUGAUUUACGCCCCACCGGCGGUGGGCCUCAGCUGUCCCCCCUCCCCCUCUGCCUACUCCGGUACCGGCCGGUGACGUCAACCCGAAGAUCCGCGCAGGCCGGUGAAAUUCGUUCUGCUCCGGGACCCCCAGACCCGCGACGACACCAGGACCAGAACUGCGGCCGAACCCCCCCGGGCUGUUUAUUUAUCAGCUGUUCGAGCGGAGAUGAGGAGCGCGUGAAGGCAGCGCGUGGCUUCCACGAGACUCGCGGUACCGUAAAGCAGGGGAGUGGGCGGAGCUGGACCAUGGCGAGCGCCUCUGUAAAGGUGGCUGUCCGGGUCCGACCGUUCAACGCCAGGGAGACGGGCCGCAACGCCAAGUGUGUGAUCCAGAUGCAGGGGAACACCACCUGCAUCUCCAACCCCAAACAGCCCAAAGAUGGAGCCAAGAACUUCACCUUCGACCACUCGUACUGGUCGCACACAUCGCCCGAGGACCCGCAGUUCGCCUCCCAGCAUCAGGUCUACAAGGACAUCGGCGAGGAGAUGCUGCUGCACGCCUUUGAAGGUUACAACGUGUGCAUCUUUGCAUACGGACAGACGGGGGCGGGAAAGAGCUACACCAUGAUGGGGAAGCAGGAGCCGGGUCAGGAGGGGAUCAUCCCGCAGCUGUGCGAGGAUCUGUUCCAGAGGACCGGAGAGAACUCCGAUCCAGACCUGACCUACUCCGUGGAGGUGUCCUACAUGGAGAUCUACUGCGAGCGGGUCCGGGAUCUUCUGAGCCCCAAGUCAGAGGGGAGUCUGAGGGUCCGAGAGCACCCCAUCCUGGGCCCGUACGUGGAGGACCUGUCCAAGCUGGCGGUGACCGGCUUCAGCGACAUUCAGGACCUGAUGGACGCCGGCAACAAGGCCCGGACGGUUGCUGCCACCAACAUGAACGAGACGUCGUCCCGUUCGCACGCCGUUUUCACCAUCGUCUUCACCCAGAGGAGGCGGGACCAGAUGACCAGCCUGGACACGGAGAAGGUCAGUAAGAUCAGUCUGGUGGAUCUGGCUGGAAGUGAGCGUGCAGACUCUUCAGGGGCCAAAGGAACUCGCCUGAAGGAAGGAGCAAACAUCAACAAGUCUCUGACCACGUUAGGAAAGGUCAUCUCUGCUUUGGCUGAAAUGCAGAGCAGCAAGAAGAGGAAGAGCGACUUCAUCCCCUACAGAGACUCGGUGCUGACCUGGCUGCUGAAGGAGAACCUGGGAGGAAACUCUCGGACGGCCAUGAUCGCCGCUCUGAGUCCAGCUGACAUCAACUAUGAAGAAACUCUCAGCACUCUAAGGUACGCUGACCGGGCCAAACAGAUCCGCUGCAACGCCAUCAUCAACGAAGAUCCCAACGCCAAACUGAUCCGGGAGCUGAAGUCGGAGGUGGACCGGCUGAGGAACCUGCUGUUCUCUCAGGGCCUCCACGAGCUGCUGGACGACGCUGUCAACAACAGCCUCCUGCAGGCCGUGACUGGAGCCCCCCCCUCCACCCUGCAGCUGACACACACAACCAAUGGGAUUGCCCUGGAGGAUAGCUCCGCCCCCACAGAUGAUAACCAGGUGUCUGCUGAAGCCCCGCCCCCCGACCAGCUGAUGGGGGAUGGGGAGGAGGCGGUUUCCACGGAGACCAUCAGCAAAGAGGAGGCAGCAGAGAGGCUGAUGGAAACGGAGAAGAUCAUCGCGGAGCUGAACGAGACAUGGGAGGACAAGCUGAGGAAGACCGAGUCCAUCCGCCUGGAGAGGGAGGCGCUGCUGGCUGAGAUGGGCGUGUCCAUCAAGGAGGACGGAGGAACGCUGGGCGUCUUCUCCCCUAAAGGAACGCCUCACCUGGUCAACCUGAACGAAGACCCGCUGAUGUCCGAGUGUCUGCUGUACUACAUCAAGGAGGGGGUCACCAGGGUCGGACAGCAGGACGUGGACAUCAAACUGUCCGGUCAGUUCAUUAAAGAGAUCCACUGUGUCUUCAUCAACGAGACCAACGAGCAGGGAGAGGCCAUCGUGACGCUGGAGCCGCUGAUCGGAGCAGAGACCUACGUGAACGGGAAGCAGAUCACGGAGGCCGUGGUUCUGAAACAAGGGAACCGCAUCGUGAUGGGGAAGAACCACGUCUUCAGGUUCAACCACCCGGAGCAGGCCCGGCUGGAGAGGGAGCGCAGCGCCUCGGCAGAGCAGCAGGGGGAGCCGGAGGACUGGAACUACGCUCAGAGGGAGCUGCUGGAGAAGCAGGGCAUCGACAUCAAGCUGGAGAUGGAGAAGAGGCUGCAGGACGUGGAGACUCAGUAUCGCAGAGAGAAGGAGGAGGCUGACCUCCUCCUGGAGCAGCACCGGCUGUAUGCAGACAGCGACAGCGGAGACGACUCUGACAAACGCUCCUGCGAGGAGAGCUGGAGGCUGAUCUCCUCCCUCAGGGAGAAGCUGCCGGCCAACAAGGUCCAGACCAUCGUGAAGCGCUGCGGCCUCCCCAGCAGUGGCAAGAGGAGGGAGCCCCUCCGGGUCUACCAGAUCCCUCAGAGGAGGAGGAUCAGCAAAGACCCCAAACGGGUCACCAUGGAGGACCUGCGAAUGCAGGCCGUCAAGGAGAUCUGCUACGAGGUGGCUCUGGGAGACUUCCGUCACUCCCGUCAGGAGAUCGAGGCGCUGUCCAUCGUCAAGAUGAAGGAGCUGUGCCGCAUGUACGCCAAGAAGGACUCCAACGAGCGGGACAGCUGGAAGGCUGUGGCCCAGGAUGUCUGCGACACCGUGGGCAUCGGGGAGGAGCGGAGCCCCCCUGCUGAGGAGGGAGGAGCAGAGACGGGCGAGGGCGGAGAAAAGGGCAAAGUGUACGACCUGAAGGCUCACAUCGAUAAGCUGACGGACAUCCUGGAGGAGGUGAAGUUGCAGAACAACAUGAAGGACGAGGAGAUCAAAGCUCUGAGAGACAGAAUGAUAAAGAUGGAGAGCGUCAUACCUGUCCAGGAUGAGGAUGUAAAUGGAGAGGUGGAUGAGUCCGAGCAGAGGGGCGGGGCUGAUGACUGCUCCGACCCCCCCGAGGUGCGAGUGCAGCGGCUGAUGGAGGAGGACCCGGCGUUCCGGAGGGGGCGCCUUCGCUGGCUGAAGCAGGAACAGCAGCGGAUCCUGAACCUGCAGCAGCAGAACGUCACCAAGAAGCUGCGCGGGCAGAACCCAGGUCCCAUCACCCCCACGGUGCCGGUCCAUCUACCAGGGACGGGGCGCUUCAUCCCCCCCCAGGAGUGCAAGCUGAAGUUCCCCUUCAAGAGCAACCCCGCCCAUCGGUUGUCAUGGGGACCAGCCAGCGCCGCCCUGCAGGCCCUGGGGCUGGGGGAGGGAGCGGGGGAGGGGGCGAAUCAGAAAGAAGAUGAAGGAGCAGAGAUCAAAGGCUCCCCCCCACCUCCCUCAGCCCCCCAGAGUCAACCUGUUGUGUUGCCCCUCCCCUUCCCAGUGCCGCCCCCUCGCAUGCGCACGCCCAGCCCUCAACGUGCCUGGCAACAGCGUAACCAUGGCAACCAGGGGAACUUCAACUACCAACAAGGCAACAACCAAAACUACCAGCGGCGUUACCGCCGAAACUCCCUGGACAGUCCCCCUCAGGGCAGCUACGACGACGACCAGCAGCGUGGGGGCGGGGCCAACGGCAGCCACCAGGGAAGACCCAGACAGAGGAGGGGGGCGUCGCCCGUUCCUGGCAGAGGGGGGGCAGUAAACAGGGACAGAGACGGGGGCUUUCCACCGUUCAAUAAUCAGCGCCAGCACCAUCAGUUCCAGCACCACCCCUACUACAACCUCCAGAACCCACCAUUCCAGCCGGGGCCCCACCCCCACUUCCACAGUCUGCCUCGCACUGGAGCCCCGCCCUUCCCGCCGGAAAUCCUCAUGGGGGUGGGUCCUCCGCCCGGCGUGUGGAGCUUCAACACGCCGCCCAGGAUGAGGCGGCAGUUCAGCGCGCCGGACCUCAAAAAGGAGAACUCCAUGUGACCGCACGGAGGCCGUUGAUUGGCUGUGGGACAAUGGGCGGAGCUUAUGCUGUAGAAAAGCAUGUGUGUGAGUUUGAGCACUUUUUACAGUUACACACAUGGUUUUCUUUCCUUCUGUUUGUGGGCGUGUCCUCGGUGGGGUCCCGUCGGUAAUUAUUGAUAAAGUUUGUGUCAUUUGAAUGUUUUCAUACAUGUGACACAAUCGGAAUGCUGCGAUGGAAACUUUCAGACAAUCGUUGAUCCUCGUGGAAGGAUCCAACCGUCCGUCGAGUUAGGAUAAUUCAAUUGAUUACACAUCCUCAGAAAAUCAGAAAGGUCUGAACUCGUUAACAUCGGAGCUUCAGCUACAGCGUUGGCGUUCUUUUGACUCUUCGUUUACGCAAUAAUCAGAUUCUGUCAUGGAAAAGACGCUUUCCUCCGUGGAAUGUGACGCGUUACGUUAGCGUUGAAAAGCUUCUUUCCUCCGGACACGUUACAUUACGCCUUCAGAAUCUGAAAUUCAGAUUUACAUUAAGUGCGUAAAUGUUGCGAUAGUUCGAGGAGCGUUCGUUAUUUCGGUGUCGCCGGCGACAUCUCCGGUGUUAGCGGAUUGACGACAAAUGAACUGACGGUAGUUGAGCUCUAAAACUGUCGCGUGGAUCCUAGAACUUCAUAAAUGUCAUUUAUUUUAUUCUUAAUCAUAAACUCGACGGCUCGUCUUCAUCAGCAGCGUUCUGGAUACGUAUGGGUGGUUUGUUUUCCUUGGCGCCACCGUCUCCGGUGGCCUGAAUUCGUGUUUCGUGUAACUUGAGCACUUACUGCUACAAACCAAAGAGGCGCCCUGCGGCGCCCCCUGCAGGCUCAGAGAUGCUUUAACUCGGCGUGUUGCUGUUUCUGUAUAUUUGACGCGUAUGUUGGAUUGUAAAUGAAGAUGAAUGGUUUUGAAGACGGUGAGUUCACUGCCUCUGGGAAUCGUGGGAGAUUUGACGGGACGUUUGAAGGAUGAAGGAUGGAGAUGCUGAAGGAGAAGAGAAAUGUUUCUGACGACACUACAACACAUCGUGUGUGAUUCAAAGACCUGCUGUAAGGAUCCCACCCGCUGCCUUCACGGCUCCACAGGAAGCUGGGAAAUGUGGCUUCGUUCAGUUAUUAAGCCUCAGUGAUAAAAGCUUCUGUUUUUACGGACGUGGUGGGCGUGUCCGUUAGCUGAAGCGAACGCCGCUUCUAUCGGAGCGACCCGACGACUAAAUGAAGAGACUGUUUUUGGUCGAAGCUUUGUUCAGUUCUGUUUCUGAAUUGACCAAUCACAGGACAAUCUGGAAAUCUGCUGUCACCCGGGGCUGAUGGGAAAUGAAGUUUCCUGUCUUUUAUUCAUUUUAUUUUUAUCUGUCUUCCUGCAGCUCGGCCUCUGAUUGGCCGUUUUCCUUUAGUGUAGCUCCUCCUCUUUUGUUAUUAACCCGAUUUUUGUGAGUUUUUGUUUGGUUCUCCUGCUGCUGCUAAAGGGAGCUUCAUCGUGUGUGUGUUUGUGUGGAUGUGCGAGUGUGUUACUGUGGUUUACUUCAUCAAGUGGAUUCUGUGGAGCUUUGAAGAGAAGGAGGAGCCUGAAGUGUUACCAUAGCAACCCCUGAUGAUCCUGGACUGACCCCCGCUGCCCUUUACCUCUGCUCCAAUCAUGACCUCAGAUCCUGUGACCUCACAGGCGACAGCCCCGCCCCUCCUCAGUGUUUGUGUUGGCUUGUUUGUAUGAAGAACCAAACUCGACCUGCAGACGGCAUGACGGCAAUAAACUGUCUGAAAAACA
This is a messenger RNA of Oryzias melastigma (Indian medaka), 5999 nucleotides long. RefSeq names its product kinesin-like protein KIF1C. The coding region runs from base 522 to 4220 and encodes 1232 amino acids. The record is from RefSeq and is a predicted model, not a curated record. The transcript is spliced from 28 exons. Gene Ontology annotation, molecular function: ATP binding; microtubule motor activity; microtubule binding. Lineage: Eukaryota; Metazoa; Chordata; Actinopteri; Beloniformes; Adrianichthyidae. Gene Ontology annotation, biological process: microtubule-based movement.